AUGACCGCAGCAGUUGACAUCCGAUUCGAGAACGCAACCUCACAAGCACGCCGCCACGAGGAGCUCGUCAACGACUACCACAAGCUCGUGCGAAAGAUCGCCUACCGUGUCUUGCGCAAGUUGCCCGAAGAUCAGAUCAGCGUCGAGCUCGACGAUCUGGUCAACAUCGGGAUGCUCGGUUUGUUCGACGCGGACUCGAAGUACGACCCGGAGGCGGGGCAGAGCUUCGAGAGCUUCGCCGAGUUCCGCAUCCGCGGCGCGAUGCUCGACGAGUUGCGCAAGCGCGACUUCUUCCCUCGCCGCCUGCGCGCCAAGGCCAACCGACUCCAGCGCGCAGAGACCAAGCUGCGCACCUCGCUCGGGCGCGAGCCGACCGAUGACGAGUUGUGCGAGGUGAUGGAGCUGACGCUCGAGCAGUUCCAGAAACUUCGCCGCGACACGCUCCCCUACUCCUUUGUCGACCAGUCCGACCCCACCAUCCAGCUGCGCGAUAAUUCGCAGAGCCCCUUCCAGGCCGUCUUCGAGCUCGAGCGCCACCACGUGCUCGUGGAAGCGCUCGAGCGCCUCUCGGACCGCGAGCAGCUGAUCCUCGACCUGUACUUCAAUCAGGACUUCGCCCAGCGAGAAAUUGCCCAGCUGCUCGACCUGACCGAGGGACGCAUCAGCCAGAUCAAGAGCGCUGCGCUGAAAAAGCUCC
Molecule: messenger RNA, 697 nt
Organism: Ostreobium quekettii
Lineage: Eukaryota; Viridiplantae; Chlorophyta; Ulvophyceae; Bryopsidales; Ostreobiaceae
Source: the annotation of a GenBank genome assembly